AAUCUCCACCCCCAAACUGAAGCCAUUUUACAGAAGAAAGAGAACAGCAGCAGCAGCAGCAGCAGAGAAGAAAGCACACAACUCAACUAAUAACACUGACUUACAGCAAACGCAAAUCUAAAUUCUUCAGAAUGUCGUCAGGUAAAAGUCACGUGGGAAGGAAAGAUGAUCCAGUGAUGCAGUACCUCCUCAAUCACUCGCUGAGGGAACAUCCAGCCCUCAAAAAACUGCGCCAGAAAACCAUGGAGCACAAGUUGAGCAUGAUCAUGGUGGCCUGUGAGCAGUCGCAGUUCAUGGCAAAUUUAGCCAGUUUAAUCAAGGUCAAGAAAGCCAUUGAAAUUGGUGUUUAUACGGGAUAUAACGCGUUGAGUAUCGCGCUCACCCUGCCUGCAGACGGGAAACUGAUCGCGUGCGACGUCAGUGAGGAAUACAUCAACAUCGGCAGACCCUUCUGGAGACUGGUGAGAGCAACACAUGAGCGCUUUAAUUAUGUUUUGUGGAGCGGUCGAGUGGUGAACCCAGAAGAAGGCGACAUCGACUCCAUCAGCAUCGAUAAACUGAACAAGAAGCUCCAUCGAGACGUCAGAAUCCAGCUGAGCAUGUUAACAGUAGGCGACGGGCUGACAUUAGCAUUCAAAAUAUGA
Messenger RNA from Sinocyclocheilus rhinocerous, 644 nucleotides. RefSeq names its product catechol O-methyltransferase domain-containing protein 1-like. Gene Ontology annotation, molecular function: O-methyltransferase activity; S-adenosylmethionine-dependent methyltransferase activity. NCBI's taxonomy places the organism in Eukaryota, Metazoa, Chordata, Actinopteri, Cypriniformes, Cyprinidae. The record is from RefSeq and is a predicted model, not a curated record. The transcript is spliced from 5 exons. Bases 132 to 644 code for a protein of 170 amino acids.